Messenger RNA from Durusdinium trenchii, 1660 nucleotides. The record is from the annotation of a GenBank genome assembly. NCBI's taxonomy places the organism in Eukaryota, Dinophyceae, Suessiales, Symbiodiniaceae.
CCACACUGCGCUUCGCGGCUGCACCCGGGCUCCAGUGCCGCGCGUGUGGAUCGACCGCGGCCCCCGAACGAAGCGCCAUGGCCACCCUGAGGGCGGCCGCCCUGCUGACGUUGUCAGCACUGGGCGUGUUGGGUUUGAAGACGAAGGAUCAGAGGGGCGCAUGCAAGAUCUUUGCCAUGUGGGACUAUCAUCCCAGCAAGGUGCCCUUCUUCAUCCAGAAGGAUUUGGAGUCGUGGGAGAAGCACUCCCAUGGGCGCUGUGGCCCUCCAGUCCUACUCAAUAACACCAACAUCAAAGAGUACAUCCCGGAUCUCCCGGCCGAGUACUUCAGGCUGCCGGACCACGGCGCCCGGUCGGACGUGAUCCGCUAUGCGCUGAUUUAUCACCACGGAGGCAUCUACAUGGACACAGACAUCCUGGUCUUGAAGGACCUCACAGAGGUCUUGGACAAGGUCACGGGUGAUUAUGACCUGAUCUCCUAUGCCCACACCAAGAGCUGCAAAGCCUUUAGCUCCAACUUCUUGGCCGGAAGAAAGCAUAGCCGCUUCAUGAAGGCGGUCUGGGAGGCGCAGAAGGAAGCCUUGAGAUCUCAUUGUGAGUCCAACAGUCCCGAGAACAAGGUUUGCUGCCCUGAUGAUCCCAAGAAGAGGUGUCACGUGCACUGGGGUGGCGCUGGAGAGAUGGUCUCCCAUCCGGUCUUCGAUCGCAUGUCUUCAUCCAUGAAGAGCUUCUGCUAUGCAGAGGAGGAUGGCCAGUCCUUUGCUCCGGAAGGCAUGGGCACCGUGCUGUUUACGAAGCGGCUCCUGAACGAUGCCUUGCCCUUCUUCAAGUCGGUGAAGACCAAGGCACCGUUGGAUCGUUUGGCAUAUCACCUCUUCAAUGCCCAAGGAUUUCAAAGGGAGUACGAUGGCAGCGCCAUCUUCGACCCGAAGCUCUUUGUGGGCGCUCUCUUUCGAAAGAGCUUGGGGAACAUCACGCUGCCCCACAUGCCGGCGGAUGAUGGCCCUGCCUCGUACUGUGCCUCCGAGGGGGAGAUGUGCCGCUGCAGCGGGAAGGUCUACUUCGGCCGCAAGUUCGCCAACGACCAGGACGGUGACCGCCUGACGUUGUCGGAGAUGACCUUGGCCCAGCACCGCAGUCGCCAUGUCAAUGGCGACGUGGCGUGCAGCACGGGAUCCUUCGAAUCGGAUCCCCAGAUCAAUCGGCCCAAGCAGUGUCUCUGCCAGGCGCUCCAUGGAGAAGCGCCCAAGAGCCCUGCGGAUGAUGGGCCAGCCACACUCUGCGCCAAUGAGGGCGAGAUGUGUCGGUGUCAAGGGAAGGCCUACUACGGCAGAAAGUUUGGCAAGGAGCGGUCGGUCUUGAGCCUCGCGGAGACGGUGACCUCGGUCUACCGAGCCCAGAUGGUCUUUGGACAGAUCCGCUGCUCACCCCAGGGCUUCGGAGGCGAUCCGUUGCUGGGUGUCUCCAAGCACUGCUUCUGUCAGACCAAACCUGAACGACCUGCGACCAGCGACGGGCUCCGAAACGGAGGAUCGCCGUUGUGCCAGCAUGGCGACCGCGGAACAAAUAAAACCGUGGGAACGAGAGGGCUCUAGGACUUGGAGGACCCAUGGAGCUUUGGACGGCCGAUGUUGAACCCUCGCAAGCAGGAAGUGAAGAU